Dromiciops gliroides (monito del monte) is the source of this 4491-nucleotide messenger RNA. Its product is annotated as zinc finger protein 420-like. The transcript is spliced from 6 exons. Gene Ontology annotation, biological process: regulation of transcription by RNA polymerase II. The coding region runs from base 197 to 2815 and encodes 872 amino acids. The record is from RefSeq and is a predicted model, not a curated record. Gene Ontology annotation, molecular function: RNA polymerase II cis-regulatory region sequence-specific DNA binding; DNA-binding transcription activator activity, RNA polymerase II-specific. Gene Ontology annotation, cellular component: nucleus. Lineage: Eukaryota; Metazoa; Chordata; Mammalia; Microbiotheria; Microbiotheriidae.
UGCGGGCGCAAUCCCGGGCUCUGAGCGGGGCCGCUGUCGGGAUUCCCCAACACGUCACUUCCGCUCUUGCCGCUUUGGGCCCUUUCCCUGCCGUCUCUGCGCUGCUCAGUCGCUGCGGGAGCUGCGGCCCCCCCAGCUCCGCGUCCCGGACCGGGAGACAGGCAGAAACACAAAAAUUGACAAGGAGGAGGAAGAAAUGGCUGUGCUACUCCUGACAAGACCCCGGCAGGAGUCAGUGACAUUCAAGGACGUGGCCGUGGACUUCACCCCAGAGGAGUGGGGCUGCCUGGCCCCUUCUGAGAAGGAGCUCUACCGGGAGGUGAUGCUGGAGAACUACAGGAACCUGGUCUGCCUGGGACUGGCAGUUUCCAAACCAGACGUGAUUGGCCAACUAGAGCAAGGAGAUGCACCUUGGAUGACUGGAGGAGACGAGCCAAGGAGCCUCUGUGCAGAAUUUGGGAUACUGCCUGAAACCAAAGAAUCAACUCUGAAGCUUGGAUCAUCUAAGGAAAAAUUCUGCAGGUACUGGCCCUGGGUUUCCAGGUUGGAAGACACUUCAGAAAACGGUACCAGGUUGGAGAGGCAGCAGAUCGAGAGCACUAAAGAAAGACAUUCUAGAAUUCAAGCUGAAGAGACACCACCAAAAUGUCGCGAAUGUAGAAGGGUUGUCCCUGAGAGCAAACAACUUACUCAACCUCAAACACUUCAUAUUGGAACAAAACCUUGUGAAUAUAAAGGAUGUGGAAAGAUCUCCAAUAAAAGAACAGGAAUUUUUGAACAUCACAAGAUUCAUUCCAGAGAGAAACUUUGUGAAUGUAAGGAAUAUGGACACACCCUCCCCCAGAAUACAAGGUUUCCUCCACAUAAGAAAGUUCAUGCAAGAGAGCAACCUUAUGAAUGUAAUGAACAUGGGAAGCCCUUCCGCAAGCAAACACAAUUUACUAUAAAUCAGAGAAUUCAUACUAGAGAGAAACCCUAUAAAUGCAAUGAAUGUGGAACAGCUUUUAGCCAGAACUCACAACUCAAUCUACAUCACAGAAUUCAUAUUGGCAAGAAAGCAUAUGAGUGUACCAUAUGUGGAAAAACCUUCCAUCAUAGCUCCUACCUUAUGGAACAUCAGAGCAUUCAUACUGGAGAGAAAUCUUAUAAAUGUAAGGUAUGUGGGAAAGCCUUCCAGUAUAGCACAGACCUUAGCGUCCAUCAGAAAAUUCACAGUGGAAAGAAACCUUACGAAUGUAGUGAAUGUGGGAAGAACUUCCAUAAGCGAACACAAUUUACUGUACAUCAGAGAAUUCACACCGGAGAGAAGCCUUAUAAAUGCAGUGAAUGUGGAAAAGCUUUUAGCCAGAGCUCACAACUCAAUCUACAUCAGAGAAUUCAUAGUGGAGAGAAACCAUAUGAAUGCGGUCAGUGUGGGAAGGCCUUCUGCCAAAGCUCACAACUUUCUGUGCAUCAGAGAAUUCACACUGGAGAGAAACCUUACAAAUGUAGUGAAUGUGGGAAGGCCUUUAGGCAGAGUGAACAACUUACACUACAUCAUAGAAUUCAUAGUGGAGAGAAGCCUUAUGAAUGUAAGGAAUGUGGGAAGACCUUCCGAAGUAGUUCACAACUGACUGUGCAUCAGAAGGUUCAUACUGGAGAGAAGCCUUAUGAAUGUAAGGAGUGUGGAAAGGCAUUCCGCUGUAGCUCCUACCUCACGGUGCACCAGAGAAUUCACACUGGAGAGAAACCCUAUAAGUGUAAUGAAUGUGGAAAGGCCUUUCGUCAGAGGGAACAACUUACUCUACAUCACAGAAUUCAUAGUGGUGAGAAACCAUAUGAGUGUAUUGAAUGUGGCAAGGCAUUCCGUUAUAGCUCCUACCUUACAGUACAUCAGAGAAUUCAUACUGGAGAGAAACCAUAUGAAUGCAAGGAAUGUGGGAAGGCCUUCCAUUGUAGCACAGACCUUACUGUACAUCAGAAAAUUCAUACUGGUGAGAAACCUUAUGAAUGUAAUGAAUGUGGAAAAGCCUUCCGCACACAUACACAGUUUACUGUACAUCAGAAAAUUCAUACUGGAGAGAAACCUUAUGAAUGUAAGGACUGUGGGAAGGCCUUUAGACAGAGCAUAGAACUUACUGUACAUCAAAGAACUCAUACAGGGGAGAAACCUUAUGGAUGUAAUGAAUGUGGGAAGGCCUUCUGCCAGAGCAUACAACUUACUCGACAUCAAAAAAUUCAUACGGGAGAGAAACCUUAUGAAUGUACUGAAUGUGGAAAGACCUUCUGCCAAAGAACAGGACUUACUGAACAUCAGAAAAUUCACACUGGAGAAAAACCUUAUGAAUGUGAUGAAUGCAAGAAGGCCUUUCGAAAUAGUAUACAACUUACUCAGCAUCUGAGAAUUCAUACUGGAGAGAAACCCUAUGAAUGUAAUGAAUGUGGGAAGGCCUUCUGCCAAAGCUCACAACUUUCUGUGCAUCAGAGAAUUCAUAAUGGAGAAAAACCUUACAAAUGUAACGAAUGUGGGAAGGCCUUCCGUCAUAGUGCACACCUUACUCUACAUCAGAGAAUUCAUAGUGGAGAAAAACCUUACAGUUGUCCUGAAUGUGGGAAGGCCUUCCGAAGUAGUUCACAUCUUACUCUGCAUCAGAAGAUUCAUACUGGAGAGAAACCUUAUGAAUGUAAGGAAUGUGGGAAGGCCUUCCGGUGUAGCUCUUAUCUUACUGUACAUCAGAGAAUUCAUACCGGAGAGAAACCUUAUCAAUGCAGUGAAUGUGGGAAGGCCUUCUGCCAGAGCACACAACUUACUCGACAUCAGAGAAUCCAUAUCUGAAGUCUUUUGAAUAGUAAAUCCUUAUGGAAGUAAUGAAUGUAGGAAGAAUUUCUGCCAAUUUCAGGAGCUCAGCCUACUAUUUAAAAAGUUAAGCUUACAGAUCCUUACAGAUCAUAAUAUUUAGAAUAAUACUUGGCAGUUGGGUCAAGUUUUAAAUUUUGCAAAGCCCUUUACAUAUAUAACAGCCUCUGAGGCUAUUUCCCCAUUUCCCAUAAGCAUUGUCCAACCAGGUCCCCCAGAAGGUGGCUGACUCCUUUCAGGAUGAUAGAGGUAACCUUGGAGGGCUUCAGUUUCUAAUACUAUUGAUCAUUGAUGGGAUUAUCAGACUUGAUUACAUUUAAGAAAGGGUAUUUACUUAGCAGGUAGGGCAAAAGCAGUUGUUCAGAAAUAAUCCCCCAAAACUCAAGAUAUUCUCUACCCUUGAUCUCAUGAGGUGCCUGGGGAGAAUGAACUCCAAUGUGGAGUAAAGUAGAAGUGAGAGAUACAUGUAGGUAUCACAUGUGUCAGAUGGUAUGCUCCUAUGCAGCCCUCGUAAAUUUCCCUUUAGGUGUAGGUUUCUGCCGGGCCCCGCAGAUCGGUGCCUUUUCUGUCUUUCCUCUCUGUGUGGCGAGGUGGUCCUCAGUGUGUCAGCCACUGUCACUCCUACCUCUGGUCCACACUCUGCUCUUCUGAACUUCAGAGUUCACGAAGUUAUAACCUAACCAAUUUCAUCUCUGGAUACCUUUUCUUGGGAGACCUGUUUGCCCUUGGCAUGUUGCUUUUUACUCUAAGUUGGAUGUGUUGGCUACUAUUAGUAAAUUCUCUCUGGUAACAUAUAAUAGGGAGAAAGGGAAUGUCCCCUCUCCCCAAGAGUGAUUCCCUUUCAGGGACCUGGCAUCUGUAGCUCCCAAAUUUGCCACUUGACUAAUUGGCUGUGAAAUAGCCUGCUGAUUUGAUAUGUUGCUCAACAGAAAAAUCUGAUUUUCAACCAAGAUAUUUUCUGUGAGGUAUCGUCUUUAUCCAGUGUCCCAAAGUCAUGAUUUUGUUUUUCAAAUUAAGGAUUUAUUCCUAUGUAGUUUGCUUUUGAUUGAUUCAGUUAGGAUAUUUGGGUCAUCUAAUAAAUUGGGGUGGGCCCCUGCCCUUACAUAUAUGCACUAUGGCAUUUUAGCCUUAUCAGAACCUAUAGGUGCUAUGAUAUUUAAUACAGAGAUGAGGACACUGAAGCACAGAGUGGCACGUGAUUUGCCCAUGGUCAUACAGCUGCUCGGUGCUAGAAUCAGGUCUUCUUCAGUACAUAUCUCCACUCCAAGUUCAGAAGUUUUCCAAGUAGAUCGCCUCGCUCCUCCCUAUCUAGUUUCCCACAGUGGUAGCUUUAUGUCUUUUCCUUUCCCUUGAGCUCCUCAGGGCUCUUCCCUCUCUAAGUCCCUAAAUUUAUAGCUGAUCAUUGAAGAUUUUUAAUUGAGAAGGUGACUGGGAACUUCUUUAGCUACACAGAAAUGCUCAGACUCACCCCAGAACAAAUGAUGGUUGAGAGAUGAAGGGCCCUGGCAUUUAGGGGUCAAGCCUGAUUCAGAUUGGGCUGGUCACACAAGUUCAAAAUUGGAAAGAAAGGAAAUGCUUGAACAUCAUUUUACAAUUAAUAAAUGGGAAGUUGCUCAGCAAUAAUGUGGAAAAGGUUCCUGACACAGAUGUAAUGG